Rattus norvegicus (Norway rat) is the source of this 4928-nucleotide messenger RNA. The record is from RefSeq and is a predicted model, not a curated record. Lineage: Eukaryota; Metazoa; Chordata; Mammalia; Rodentia; Muridae.
CUGUCACCCCUGCCCAUCCCACCUUCCUGGGCUGGGAAGCCUGGUCCUGGGGCCCUGAGAUGCAAGGGGAGACAAGCUGGCACUGUAGGGAGCAUGAGCCGCGCUCUGACGUCCGCUGCUGAGAUCCACCUCAAGAUAUCCCCAUGGCUACAGGCACGAGCUCAGAAUGAUCACCGCCUUCUUCUGAGUAGAUUUGUAUGUCCUAGACACCUGGCCGGACCAGAUCACAGCGAUGUCCCAAGUACUGGAUGGCUCAUGCUUCCGUGUUCUGAAAAACAUGAGACUUCCGUGGUCACAGAGACUUGGGCCACGAGGGCGCUGCUCUGUUGUUUUCAAGAAACCUUAUACAGGAAAUGUCUCCAAGGUAUUACUAAAGACGAUGCACUGUUAAUAAAAAUAAAACAAGCCCACUUUGCUUGGCUGAGCAGAGAGGUGUUUUUCAAGACUUUCAGUGUGAAUCAGCUAAUUCCUGGCUAAACAAACACACAUUGUAACAAUAACAACGGCUGUUAGCCAGCACUUGCUGUCUGCCCAGAGAACUCACAAGAAGGUCAUUACUCUGACAAGAGCCUAUGUGAUAUAUAUGACCACUUCCGUCUACAAGCUGGGUUCAGUGGAAGAGUGACAUUGAGUCACAAUUUCUCAGACUGAGUUCUCACAGUCCUUGUCCCUUUAACCAACAUCCAGGAUCACAUGGAAUCAGCAGCACUUUUCUUCAGGAAAGAAAAUGAAUUUGAACAUAUGUCGAUGCCCUUUAGGUAUCACUUAACAAUUACUCUAUCACAGACUGAACCUUGGUCCAAGAAUUUGCAGCAGGAACAGAGAAGUUACAAGAUGAAGGAGAAGCUAGUCAUAGACCCAGGGACCCUUUUCCGAUCCUUGCUAUCAGACUAAAUAUUGAAAGAGUCCAAAGCCCCUGGAAGCUGGAGAGAUGGUUUCAUGGCACUUGAUGGCUCUUGUGAAGGACCAAAGUUUGGUUCCCAGCACCCACGUGGGGCAGCUCACAACUGUGACUCAGCUCCACGGAAUUCGUCGCCCUCUUCUGGUCAUUGGGUGCAUCUGCAUGCAGGUGCAUGAACGUGUGUGUAUGCUCUUGUGUGCAUACGCAUAUUAAAAAUAAAAUAGUUUUACAUUUUUUUCACUACCUACAUGGCUAGAUGAAAUUCAAUAUUUCAACUUUACCAUUUCCGUCUUCUUCUAAGAGUUGAACUUAAGAUGAUCGAGUCUGGGACAGCCUGAAUUCAUAUAUCUAUCAUGACAGUUAAAACCCAGGAAGCUUUCUGUAAAUUCUGCUUUAAACACAUGAAUGAUCCAAGGAGGUUUUAGUGUAGUGACAAUGGAUAUAACAGCUAAUAUUAUGCACAUCUGGUCCUGUGCCACACUGUUCAUUUGCACCACCUAUUUUACCUGAGGGCAAACCUACACAGUGUAUUAUUGUGGUCUUUACACUGGAUACCAAGACUCAGAAACACUCAGUAACCUGCUCAUAGUAAAAUACUACUACCCGGUCAUGAAUUCAAAGCCACUUUUCUUAACUUCUGUCACCGUUCCCUGUCAUUGCAACAAUACCGAUACUCACUGUGUCUUUAGCAUUUGCUAUGCUCCAUACACAUUGCAUAAUGAUACAUAUUAAUCCCCUAAUAGCUCAUUUACUAUUCAUUAAUGGGCAUUCCUUUCCUUUCCUUUCCUUAAUAACAAUGGGUAAGUUAUUUAACAUCUGAAGUGCUGGGGGUGUUUGUUUUAUAAGACAUGGAUAAUCCAAAUUUCCUCAGGUUCCUGUGACAACUUUAGAGAUUAAGCCUUCUAGCACGUUGUCUGUACGUCCUGUAUGCAAAACACGCACAGGACAUGCCCCAAACAGAAGUCCCCUUUGCCUAAAAGUGACUUAACUCACUCAACACUGAUUGGAGAGGCCGUUCCUUUUCAAGGCAGCAACUGAAAAAUACCCAUUGUUCAUACUCUAAUUCAAACAUCUCGGCAUCUCUUUCAACUCAAGCUGCAAGCAGCUCUUAAAGGAUAAACACCAGUUUUCCAAAAAAAAAAAAAAGGAUGGAGGUCUGAGCCAGGCACAGUUUGCAAAGGUCAGAUAUGGUUAGUGUGUGUCUCCAAAAGGAUGGUGCCAACGGCUGGAUGUAUGUAAUCCCUAAUUAAAAAUUAGCAUCCUGCUUAAGAAGGUUCUGGUUCUUAAAUAUAUAUAUCUUAAGUGUACACUAAAUGAUUUCUUUGCAUAGGAAUACACCCCUGUAACCCCACCCAAGACAAAUAUGUACCGUUUCCGGAACCCCAUAACCCCCACCAUCACUCCAGAGUGAUUUUAAAUCAACAGAGAAAUGACCGCUAAAAUCAGAACAGAAUGCAGAAAGUAAAAGAACUUUCAAUGCUGGCAGCAAGAAGGUGGGAGAUGGGAAAGGUCAUUUAGGUAAGACAAAGCUGACGUCUGGCUUCUUUCCAAUGGUGCGUGCAGAGUGUUUCUGUGCACCCACGGUCAUUUUGUCCAUCCGUCCUCAUAAGGACUGUGACGUGGUCCACACUUAAUCCUGUUUUCCAUGUGAGGAAACAAACUCAGAGUUUUGGAGAACAGCUCCAACUGCCGCAGGACUGGCUGCAGGAUCAGCUCAGCAAAUCCAUCCACGUGGCAGAGGGACCUGGGAGGGCCUGGCGUCAGGUUACUAAGCAGCAUCGUGACAGCCAGUAUAAAAGCUCCGACCAGCUAUCCUGGAACACCAGGGAUCAACUCUGCCGCGCGCUCUUUGAAUUUCUCUGCGUCUCUCCAGUUGGAAAACCAUCUGACUCUGAACACCAGGCAGCUUCGAACAGAGGAUCACCCGGUUCUGACACUAGCGGCCAGAUGUGGUGUCUGGAGCGGCUCUUGCGGGACCGAGAUGGGUUUCUCCCGGGGCGUGCCCGCCGCUCCAAGGCUCGUUCGUCCGCGGCGUGCGCAAACGUGCUCACUCCAGACCGCAUCCCAGAGUUUUGCAUCCCGCCGAGGUUGGAGCCUAGCACGGCUUCGGCUGCGCUGCGCGAUGCCUGGGCUGCGGACGUGGAGUCCGACGAUGGCGCGGGCCUCACGGACUGGGACCCGCGCUCUCAGGCUGCGCUCUCGCUGCCGCACCUGCCCCGCGCGCGUACCGUUUACGGCUUCUGUGCGCUGCUCGAGAGCCCGCACACGCGCCGGAAGGAGUCGCUCUUCCUCGGCCACCUAGGUGCCCCGGUCCGCCGGCCCGGGCUUCGCCACCGCACACACACCUAUGCGAGCCCGCACCGAGUCUCGGACGCUCCGCGCCCUGCGCCGGGUGACCCAGACGCCGCCCGGGUUCCGACGCCCACUCCCGCUCCUAGCAGACGCCGCCUCCUACACUCCCCCGGUAGGCUGCUGAGCCGCGCGCUGCGGGCCCCCCGCGGUCCGGCCAGAGCGCGCCCGGGGUCCCGCGGCGACGAGCACGAGCGCGCCGCCUCCUGCGCGCCCCCGGCCCCCACCCGCCCGGAUCCCCAGCGCCUGCAGGCCGAGGCCAACGUGGCUCUGGGCCGCGGGGGUUGCACGCUGCGCCUGGCGGCCGAGUACUGUCCGCGCAGCGCCUGCCUCCGCCUCCGCCUGCUGCGCGCUGAGGGCCCGGCCGCGGUGCUCGAGCCCCGCGCCCUGGGCUGUCGCCUCAGCCUGGUGCUGCGGCCGUCCGGCCAGCAGCGCGCCAGUGUGGUCCGCCGCAGCCGCAAGGCCGCCCUGGACCAGGACUGCUGCUUCGACGGGCUCCCGGAGGAGCAACUGCGCCGCCUGGCGGUGCGCAUCAAGGCCGAGAGCAAGGGCCGCGGGCUGGAGCGCAGACGACCACUGGGCCAGGGCGAGCUGCUGCUGGGCUCUCUGCUACUGCUCUGAGCGCGGCUUCCCUGGCGUCCUGGACACCUAAGGUCGCUUAGUCAUGAGAUGCACAGAGACUCUUGGCCCAGGGACACUUGCAGCCUUUUGGUCCUGGAACACUUGCAGCUUCUUGGCCCUGAGACACUCUUAGGUCCUGGCACACUUUCAGCCUCUUGGCUCUUGGACAGUGACUGACAGCCAUUUGUACAAAAUAAACAUGUGUUCAUUUUUCUAAUCAGGGCUUUGUUUCGGGCCAAUUCUGGCAGAGAUGAUCCUGGACUAUCACAGUAACAUAUGUAGCUUCUUUUUGUGUGGGCACCUUAAAAAUUUUUGUUGAGCAAUGGGGUAGUGUGGUUGAGCAGUGUUCCCCACUAUAGACAGCAAUUGAACUUAAUGUGUUCACACAUUCCAACGGGAAAAUAUAGUUAAUGUCGUCCAGUGUUAGACCAGCCUCGUUUUAAAAGUUAGUUCAUUCCAUGGCAUCCUUUGAGACUGAUAGUGUCAGUUACUUAGAUUGCGUUAAGAUGUUACAUAAGAAAGGCCAAGGGUCUUAGGAUGAAUGGGUAAAGGUGCUUGCCACCAAGUCUCAUCGCCAUAACUGGGAUCGAGUGAGGAUUGUGGGACCUUCGUGAUGGAAGAAGAGGAAAAGUUCCUGCAAGCUUUCCUCUGGUGUGACUCACCCCAACCCCAGUAGUAGGCACGGCUAUUCCCAUCUUGCAGAUGAGAAUACUGAGGCACAAAAAUAAAGAAAAUUUGGGGUUUGAAUGUAGGACAUCAGUAUUAAAAUGCUUGCCUGCGGAUUGGGGUAUAGCUCAGUUGGUACAGUGCUUGCCUAGCACAUACGAAGUCCUGAGUUCCAUCCCCAGAACUGUAUGAAUCUUAGGUCCUUUUAACAUGUACCUGUAGUCACAACACUGGGAGGCGGCAGCAGAUGUGUCAGAAGUUCAAGGCCAUUGUCAGCUAUACAGGGAGUUAAAAGGCAGCAUAUGCUAUAUGAGAGCCCACGCCUGAAAUAAAUAAAUAAAUAAAUAAAUAAAUAAAUAAAUAAAUAAAUAAAUAAAUAAUAUACACCCUC